Tachyglossus aculeatus (Australian echidna) is the source of this 2885-nucleotide messenger RNA. It is a transcript of the gene STAT2, whose product is annotated as signal transducer and activator of transcription 2. Bases 32 to 2401 code for a protein of 789 amino acids. The transcript is spliced from 24 exons. Gene Ontology annotation, molecular function: RNA polymerase II cis-regulatory region sequence-specific DNA binding; DNA-binding transcription factor activity, RNA polymerase II-specific. Gene Ontology annotation, biological process: defense response; regulation of transcription by RNA polymerase II; type I interferon-mediated signaling pathway. The record is from RefSeq and is a predicted model, not a curated record. NCBI's taxonomy places the organism in Eukaryota, Metazoa, Chordata, Mammalia, Monotremata, Tachyglossidae.
GUAAUCAAGGCAAGAUAGGGUGUCCGGCAUCAUGUCCCGCUGGGAGGCCCUGCAGGCCUUGGAGCCCCAGUUCCAGGAGGAGCUGCACCUCCUGUACCUGGAUGACCUCCUGCCCAUGGACGUGCGCUGUUACCUGGCAGCCUGGAUUGAGGACCAGAACUGGGUCCAGGCCAUGGACUCCCACAAGGCUCCCGCGCAGAUGCUGUUCUACGACUUCCUGACUCAGCUGAAGGACCAGUGCGGCCGCUUCAGCCAAGACAGCGGCUCCCUGCCCCUGCAGCACCGCUUCCGCCUCUACCGCCAGGAGAUCGAGGCCAAGUACCAGGAGUGUCCCAACCAGCUGGCCGGGCUCAUUCACAACCUGCUGCUGGAAGAGGAGCAGAUCUGGCAGCGGGCGCUGCAGGCGCAGGAGGCUCAGGCGGGCCCGGGGCCGCAGCCACCCAUGGUGACCGAGCAGCAGCAAGAGGUAACCACGCGCCUGGAGGAGCUGCGGACCAUGAUGCAGAAGCUGCUCCGAGACAUGUCCGCCCUGAAGAACCAACAGGAAAUCUUCACGUUUCGCUACCACACGCAACCCAAGACAGGUGCUACAGCCCAACACACUCAGCUCCUCCAGGACACUCUCAACAACCUGGACAAGCAGCGCAAGGAGGUGCUGGACACCCUGCAGUGUCAGCUGGGCCGCUGCGCCACGUUCCAGGACCUGCUGCUGCACGAACUGGACCUCUGGCGGGUCCGCCAGCGCAACGCCUGCCUGGGGUUGGCCACGGACACCGCCCUGGACCAGCUGGAGGAGUGGUUCACGGCCGGGGCCCGGGUGCUGUUCCAGCUGCAGCAGCUGCUGGGGGAGCUGGAGCGACUGAGCGAGGAGGUGAGCUACGACAACGACCUGCUGCGGAGCUCCCUGCCCACGCUGCGGCCCCGCAGCGCCGAGCUGCUGAGCUGCCUCCUGCACAGUGCCUUCGUGGUGGAGACCCAGCCGCAUAUGGUCCCUCACCGCCUGUUCCCGCACCCGCUGGUCCUGAAAACCAACAACAAAUUCAGCGUGCGCACCAGAUUGCUGGUGAAGCUGCAGGACCCGAGCGAAGCCCUGACGGUCAAGGUCACCAUCGACAGAAAUCCUGUACCCAAGAAAGGCUUCCGCAGAUUUAACAUCCUGACCUCGAACACGAGGACGCUGACCCCGGAGAAGGGCCCCAGCCGCAGCCUAGUGUGCGAAUUCGGCUUCCUGACCCUGAAGGAGCAGAGAGCCGGAGGGUCAGGCAAAGGCAGCAACGGCAGCAGCGAGGUGCUGCUUUCCGUGACAGAGGAGCUGCAUCUGAUCACCUUUACCGUGUCCUACAAGUACCAGGGACUGACGCAGGAGCUGCAGGCAUCCACGCUGCCCGUGAUCAUCAUCUCCAAUAUGAACCAGAUGACCAGCGCCUGGGCCUCUGUGCUGUGGUUCAAUCUGCUCAGCCCCAAACCCCAGGACCAGCUGUUCUUCUGCACCCCCCCCAAAAUGCCCUGGUCGGUGCUGGGCCCGGCCCUCAGCUGGCAGUUUGCCGCCGCCGCCGGCCGUGGCCUCAACAAGGACCAGCUAGCCAUGCUCCGAGACAAGCUCUUCGGGCAGAAGCAGGAAGCCGACCUACUGCUGUCCUGGGAUGAGUUCUCCAAGCUGGAGAGCCCCCCAGGGAAGGUGCCCUUCUGGACGUGGCUGGAUGGGAUCCUGAACCUGGUGCGCUGCUACCUGCAGGACAUCUGGAAGGACGGGCACAUCAUGGGUUUCGUGAGCCGGUUGCAGGAAAAGCGGCUGCUGAAGAAGAUGCUGACCGGAACCUUCCUGCUACGCUUCAGCGAGACCUUGGCCAAGGGGGGCAUCACCUGUUCCUGGGUGGAGCACCAGGACGACGGCAAGGUGAAGAUUCGGUCCGUGGAGCCGUACACCAGCGAGGUCCUGCAGUUGCUGCCGCUGACUGAGAUCAUCCGCCACUACCAGCUGCUGGAGGAGAGGACCACCCCCGAGAACCCCCUGCGCUUCCUGUACCCUCGCACGCCCCGCGACCAGGCCUUCGCCCGCUACUACCGCGACAGCGCCACAGUGAACAUCCAGGAGAGGCAGGAGUAUCUGAAGCGCCGACUCAUCGUUGUCUCCAGCCCGGCGGAUGAGCCCGAGGUUCCCCAGCCUCCGCAGUUGGAAGAGCAGCAGCCCUUGGAGCUGCAGGAACCGGGAGGAAUGGAGCUGCUACUGGACGAGCCUUCCAUGGAGUGGCUGACCGUCCACAUUAAAGAGAUGUACAAGGAUGCGCUCCUGGGGGACUGUGACCCUGUGAUGCCCACCGAGCCCCUCGAGGAAGAAGGGGCCUUUCCUCACCACAGUCCUCCUUUUGCGGACUUCCCGCUCCACGUGACUUACUCUUAGUGCCCAGGUCCUGGCACGAGUGCAGCCCUUAACCCCACCCCAUCUCAGAGUCAGGAUUACCGUAGCCUCCUUCAUCUCCCCCGCCACCCCUGUACUCACGAGCUUCCCUGUAGCUGGCCCGGUGUCCCCGCGCCCCUUUCCCAGUACUUAGCACAAGCACUUUGCCCCCCGCCCCUCCUCCUCGGUCCCCAUGCUGGAGCCGUGAGGCCGUGGACUCUUCCCAGCCGGCCCCGCUCUGGUCCGCCACAGACGCAGCUGCCACGGACAGUCCCUUCCGUGCUGCCCGUGGGGAGAGCAGCCCGGACUGAGAUUUCCGACCCCUAUCCCCCCUCGCCUCUCGACUCGCAACCUCUAACUCUAACCCUCCUCCUCGCCCCGCCCUGUGCUGUAGCCUGUAAGCUCCUUGUGGACGGGGAAUAUGUCUGUUUAUUGUUGUACUCUCCCGAGCACUUGGCACAGUGCUCUGCCCACGGUAUUCGGUAAA